Messenger RNA from Candidula unifasciata, 564 nucleotides. Lineage: Eukaryota; Metazoa; Mollusca; Gastropoda; Stylommatophora; Geomitridae. The record is from the annotation of a GenBank genome assembly.
GAUCCCAAGACAAGAUUCCAGUCAGCAGUGGCCAGCACCUCCAUGCAGAACGUGGUGACAACCACCAUGAAACAUUGCUCACUGGACAAACAGCUGUCUGUAGCAUCGUCUUCAUGUCUGUCCCCACCUGUAUAUUUGGGCGGUGCUUCAUCAAGUGUUUCAUUCAGCAAACAUUCUCUGCUUCUCUUCCACAGAGGUGACAGAUUGUCAAAAGACGAAGAAGCUUUCAGAAAAGGUUUUGAGGAGGGUCUAAAGACCAAGUUGUCCCAUGAGCUCAGUGAUCUCCGAGAUCAACAGAACUCCAUCAGCCACAGCCUGGACCACAUGAUGGACAGGGUGGAGCAGUCGCAGCUGGAGGAGGAGGAACCAUCUCGAUUGGAAUCAACGCUAUCAGUAGUAUCCAAGUUUGGAGGUUACAUGUUGCGGUACGACUGGAGGUCGAGCAAGAACAUUGUUCGCAAUCUGGCAGGAGUUUUGUUUGUCUUCCUGGCAUGUCUUAUUGUGUUCCUGUCUCCUCCUCUUUCCACAAUUGAUGUGAAACAUUUCACUAAACCACCUCAGUGA